Strigops habroptila (Kakapo) is the source of this 887-nucleotide messenger RNA. It is a transcript of the gene UXT, whose product is annotated as ubiquitously expressed prefoldin like chaperone. The transcript is spliced from 6 exons. Gene Ontology annotation, molecular function: transcription corepressor activity. Bases 60 to 500 code for a protein of 146 amino acids. Gene Ontology annotation, biological process: negative regulation of transcription by RNA polymerase II. The record is from RefSeq and is a predicted model, not a curated record. NCBI's taxonomy places the organism in Eukaryota, Metazoa, Chordata, Aves, Psittaciformes, Psittacidae.
GAUGACGCAGCCCCCCGUGGCUCCGCCCUCCGGCGUGGCGCGAUGACGUAACGGCGGCGAUGGCGGCGGCGGAGAAGGUGCAGCGCUACGAGGCGUUCGUCAGCGACGUGCUGCGCCGCGACCUCCGGCGGGUGCAGGAGCAGCGGGACGGGGUCUUCGAGCAGCAGGCGCAGGUGCUGCAGCUCCGGACAGCCCUGACCCGCCUCCAGGAGGCGGCCGCCCCUCUGCGCACCCAGGUCGACCUCGGCUGCAACUUCUUUGUCACCGCUGAAGUCCCCUCUCCAGAGCGAGUGUUUGUGGCUCUGGGCUAUGGGUUCUACGCGGAGCUGACUCUGCCCGAGGCCCUUCGACACCUCGACCGACGCAGCCGCCUCCUGGAGCAGCUCAGUGAAUCCCUGACGCGAGAUGGGGCCAAGAUCCGGGCUCACAUCCGGCUGGUGCUGGAGGGCCUGCGGGAGAUCCAGGGGCUUCAGGACCCACCCGCAACCUCUGACCCCUGACGUCAUCAGGCCACACCCACCGCAUCACCCCCACGAUGAUCCGUAAUACCGCCUGUGUAAACGUGGAGUAACGUGUGUGUAAACAUAGAGUAAUACGUGUGCAAGCCUGGAGCAAUGUAUGUGUGAAGACGGAGUAAAGCAUGUGUAAGCCUGGAGUAUUGCGUGUGUAACCCUGAUGUAACAUGUUUAAACCAGGAGUAAAAUGUGUGUAAACCUGAGCAUUGCGUGUGUAAACAUGGACUAAUGCAUAAAUAGAGAGCAAGGCUGUGUAAAGCUGGAGCAAAGCAUGUGUAAACAGGCAGUAAUGUGUGUGUAAAUCUGGAGUAAUUGGUGUUUAAACCCAGAGUAAGGCAGGGGCAAGCCUGGAAUAAAGCGCAUGUAAACCUC